Messenger RNA from Pipistrellus nathusii (Nathusius's pipistrelle), 585 nucleotides. The record is from the annotation of a GenBank genome assembly. Lineage: Eukaryota; Metazoa; Chordata; Mammalia; Chiroptera; Vespertilionidae.
AUGCGGCUGCCAUGGGCUCUGCUGCUUCUCUGUGUCCCAGGCUCUUGGUCUCUGAGCGGCCCCCGUAAUGUGACUGGCACCGUGGGCGGAUCGCUGAGCGUGCAGUGUCGGUACAAGAAGGAGUAUGAGGCCUUCGACAAAUACUGGUGCCGACAGCCAUGCUUGCCUCUGUUCUCCGAGACCAUAACAACCAAUGCUUCCGGGAGAGAGGUGAGGAGUGGCCGUGUGUCCAUCCUGGACCAUCCUGGCAACCUCACCUUCACCGUGACCUUGAAGAACCUCACUGCAGACGAUGCAGGAAAAUACAGGUGUGGGAUUUCCACGUUCCUGAUGGAAGAGGGGCUUCCCGGCUUCUUGCCUGAACCCUUUUUCCAGGUUCAAGUGUUUGUUUCCUCAGCCUCCAGCAGCAAAAGCUCUGCAAGGACGCCUGGACCUCCCAGCCGAGACCCAGGGUCCCUGUUCAGCAGUGUCCACUUCCUGCUCCUCAUAUUCCUGAAAAUACCUCUGUUUCUGAGCAUGCUCAGUGCUGUCCUCUGGGUGAACAGGCCUCAGCGAGCAACUUCUGAGGAAACACAGUUUGGCUAA